Acyrthosiphon pisum (pea aphid) is the source of this 1513-nucleotide messenger RNA. RefSeq lists its product as uncharacterized. The transcript is spliced from 3 exons. NCBI's taxonomy places the organism in Eukaryota, Metazoa, Arthropoda, Insecta, Hemiptera, Aphididae. The coding region runs from base 152 to 1453 and encodes 433 amino acids. The record is from RefSeq and is a predicted model, not a curated record.
UAGUCAUUAUGUUUUUCACAUGGUAGUAUAUAUUAUUUAAAUUUCUUAUUUACUAGGUAUUUACUAAUUUUAUGUUAGUAUAAAUUAUAAAUUAACUUUUUUUCCUAUACAUUUUAAUAAGUAUAGACAUGUAAGAACGCGUAAAGACGGAAUGCAUAAAUGGCUUUGUACAGUUAAAACGUGUUACGCAAGCAUAGUUACUGAUGCGCAUAAGACUUCUAUUGUAAAUAAUAUUGGUGAACAUACGCAUGAAUCUAAUUCUGAAGUGAAAAUAGAAAGACAAAUUUUGCGAGAAAAUUGUAAAAGACAAGCAGCAGAUGGAAGUUCAACACAACCUAUCAAAAUUAUUAGAAAAGAACUAAUGGAUAGUGUAAGUUAUAAUUUCGAAAUGAAAGACAUUAUUUCUGUUCAGAAAACUAUGUAUGAUAAGAGAAGACAAUCGUAUCCCCUAUUUCCGACUUCGUUAAAUGCUAUACGUCAGUUACAGAAUAUGAAAGAUGAUAAUUGUUGUAUGCUGUUAGAAGAAAAUUUUGUUCAUGUUUCGACUGUAAAAAGUUUAGUUUGCAUUACAAAUAAAGAAAAUUUGCAGUUUAUGAUGAAUUGUUCAGAGCUAUUCGCAGAUGGUACAUUUCAAUACGCUCUUAAACACUUCUAUCAACUUUAUACUAUCCACUGUUAUAAAAAUGGAUUUUAUGCACCGGUUGUUUACUUUUUUUUGCCAAAUAAAACCAAAGAAACCUACCAAAACAUGUGGCUAUUUCUUGUGGACCUGUGUAUGAAGUUGACUUUAAAAAAACUAGAAGUUACUCAAUUCAGACUAGACUUUGAAAUCGGAGCUCACGAAGCAAUUAGAGAUAUAUUUCCGGAUGCGAAAUUGAUGCGUUGCAGAUUUCAUUUAGGGCAAGCCUGGUGGCGUAAAAUACAACAAGAACAAGUAUUAAGAAUUGCUUAUAUGAACGAAAGUGACCAAUUAGGAACAUGGUUAAAAUCAUUCUUUGCACUUGCAUAUCUCCCAUUUACCGAAAUUGAGGAUGGUUUUCUUGAACUAAUGGCUACGUGUCCGAACGAAAAAUAUGGUCAUAUUUUUUCUGACUAUGUACUAAAAACAUAUAUUGAACCAGAAUGUCCAUUUCCUCCAGAAAUGUGGGCUCAAGAACCAAAUACGAAUCCUCGUACCACAGGUGGACCUGAAAGCUUUCAUAAGACUUAUGAUGGACAAUUCUACAGUGCUCAUCCUCCAAUACAUGUUCUUAUUCAAAUAUUGACAGAAACUCAAAUGCAAACCAGAUCGAUUAUACAAUCAGUUAAUAAUGGGAGAGUAAAGAAAAUGGCAAAAAAAGACUUGAAUAGAAUUCAAAAUACAAUAAAGGAUUAUGAUGAGUAUAAAAUUCAUAAAAAUGUUAUUCAUUAUUUAAAAGUAAUAGGUUAUAGAUGUCAAGGAUUCCAAAUUUAAGGAUUUUUAAACAAUUUAUUUACGAUAAUUUUAUUAAAACAAUAAUUGACGAUUUAUUUA